Phyllotreta striolata is the source of this 536-nucleotide messenger RNA. The record is from the annotation of a GenBank genome assembly. NCBI's taxonomy places the organism in Eukaryota, Metazoa, Arthropoda, Insecta, Coleoptera, Chrysomelidae.
UGACGCGUGAGUGAAAUUGUAAAUAACAAAACGUUUGGAAUUUUGUGUGUACAAGUGGUAUUUAAUUGCGUUCUGUAUAAAAUUUACUAGUAGCUAAACUGCAAAGUAUGUCUUAUCAAUUAUACAGAAACACCACUCUCGGGCAUACCCUUCAAGAGAGUUUAGAUGAAUUAAUUCAAUACGGUCAAAUCACCCCGCAAUUGGCUUGCAAAGUCCUGCUCCAAUUCGACAAGUCGAUCAAUCAAACUUUGGCCACACGAAUAAAGGCCAGGAUAACGUUUAAGGCCGGCAAACUGAACACCUACAGGUUUUGCGAUAAUGUCUGGACUUUCAUGCUAAACGAUGUCGAAUUUCGAGAAGUACAAGAGAUAACUAAGAUCGAUAAAGUGAAAAUUGUAGCAUGCGAUGGUAAAAAUGUUAACGAAGAGGGCAGUUCGAGGAAGUAGGUGUAGGCGUAAAAUUGUGUAUAAAUAUUGGUUUUUUUUUAAGUGAUAAGGUUUCUUGAUAUGUUUGUAAAUGGUACAAUUUCGUAAAAU